Helicoverpa zea (corn earworm) is the source of this 1691-nucleotide messenger RNA. RefSeq lists its product as uncharacterized. The record is from RefSeq and is a predicted model, not a curated record. The transcript is spliced from 5 exons. Gene Ontology annotation, biological process: regulation of microtubule polymerization or depolymerization. NCBI's taxonomy places the organism in Eukaryota, Metazoa, Arthropoda, Insecta, Lepidoptera, Noctuidae. Bases 227 to 724 code for a protein of 165 amino acids.
UUCGACUCCCGGUUGAGGCUAACACAUAAAUAGGUUAUCUAGCAAUUACGAUGGUCGUUGUUAGUUUAAGUGCGCCUAGGGAAGAAGAAAUAACUUAAAAAAAUAUUACAGUCAAUUAACGUUAUUUUUAGUGUUGAACUUACAUAUUUGUGGAAUUUUAAUAACAAAAUAAUAAGUUGUCAGUUUCACUUUCUUUACUUAAUAGCUAAAAACAUUAAAGUUCAAAAUGGGUUGCGGCUCCUCAAGCACAGCCGUCCCGGUCACCGAGGAGACGUCUAACGGUGCUGCUAAGACUGCUUCUAAUGGCGCUGGAGUGAAGAACCACCACCAUGAUGAUCCUGACGAUCUGCCCACUGUGGUGCUGCCUGAGACGCCGGUUAUACCGAAGCCACCCGUGGCCUUCGAGAUACCGCUAGAAGAGUUUGACGCAGCCAAGAGGCCGUCCACCCCUCCCCCUCACUUGCAGAGGCUGCUGCAGCCAGUACAGCCGGAGAUCAGCCUGCCUGACAUCGAGGAGAAGUUGGCUGAAGCUGAGCAGAGGAGGCUAUCUAUACUGCAAGCGCGAGCAGCCUCUGCGCAGAAGAGGACGCAGAAGAUUAUGAAGAACGUACAAGAAAUGGACAUACUUGACUCCGAGCAUGAACAUACGGAGCCUACAAAACACGUGACGAAUAGUCUGACGAUCCCUCCAGAGCCAGGGGUGUGUGAGGACAAAAAUAUUUGAUAAGUCACUGUCGAUAAAUACAUAAGUUAAAGUAAGCUGUGGAUUAAUCAAUAUUAAACCAUUUACUUUAGGUCGAAUAAUGAAAACUUAUACAUAUUUAAAGUUCAAUUACUUAGUUGACUGUCUGUCUAUUUUGAUUUCAUUAGCAAAAUGAUGACGAAGGAAGUCGAUUACAAACCAGAAAACGUUCUGUAUUUUUUUUAGAAAUAAUUAAUUAAUAAACAUCUCAUUCUAACGCAUAAAAAUAAGUUUUAACAACGAAAAAUAAAAAGUGUAAAUAGUUUAAACAUUGUGCAACUUUCUGAUUUAAUUUGCUUCGAAUCACAUUUCAUAGUAAUUCGAAAUAUUAUUAAGUUACUUGUAAUUUAGCUCUUAAAUAGCUUAAGUAACUGUUUAAUCGAAUCAUAAAAGUCGUCACUAAAAAAGAAAAUUUAAUAAAGCCUACAAAUCAAAUCGCUUUCAAAUACCUUAAGAAUAGGUAAUAUUGAAUAGUAAUAAAGAAUAUUCAUAGACAUUUUAGCUAUAACUAGACAUAACGAUAUCAUAUUUUAUACGAGCAAUUUCAUCCAAAUUGGCUUUAAAAAGUGCAUAAAAAUUCUUUGGCAAUAUAAUUUUAAAAGCAGAGCGCUUCUUAUUGGGGUUACUGACCAUUUGAAGAUAGAUUUUACUGAAUUCAAUCUGUUUUCAAUUCUAUUUAGUUUUGAACUGACUUCUGCCAACGGUUUCACUCGUGUACUAUGGAAACUUCACGAACCCGAAUCAAAAAUAGUAGAUAUUCGUUGACAAAUGAGUUAUCUAAAAGACAGAGGCUUCAAAUAAGUAUAGGUAUCGCUGUAAAGAUCAUGCUUCUUUUAAAAUAAAUCAAUUCAUGUAACAAAUAAAUAAUUGUAUAGGUUUCAGUGGUUUGUGCAAUGUCUCAUAACUUUUAUGUGAUACUUUGUGAUUUUCAAUAAAAACUUUUUAAUUA